ACCAUCGUGGACGAUUUUUAAAAAACCUUCGCCGCGUCAUUCCUCUCGUUUCUUUUUCACGGUCUGCGCAUCAUCGUGAUCGCCAUUCUCUCUCCUCCGUCUUUUCCCCAAUUCUUCUCAAAACCCUAAUUUUCAAAACCUGAUAAAAUUAAAAAAAAAAAACCUUACUUUCUUGAUGGGUCGCGGCUCAGUGACGACGUCGCUAGCACCUGGGUUCCGUUUCCACCCAACGGACGAGGAGCUCGUUCGCUACUACCUGAAGCGCAAAGUCUGCAACAAACCCUUUAAGUUCGAUGCUAUCUCCGUCACCGACAUCUACAAAUCCGAGCCCUGGGAUCUACCAGACAAGUCGAAGCUGAAAAGUAGAGACUUGGAGUGGUACUUCUUUAGUAUGCUUGACAAAAAGUACAGCAACGGCUCCAAGACGAACCGCGCGACGGAGAAAGGAUACUGGAAGACGACGGGGAAGGAUCGGGAGAUUCGUAAUGGAUCGAGGGCCGUGGGGAUGAAGAAGACUCUUGUUUAUCACAGGGGUCGAGCUCCUCGUGGUGAAAGGACCAAUUGGGUUAUGCAUGAGUAUCGUCUCACUGAUGAGGAGUUGAAGCUUGCUAAUGUGCCACAAGAUGCAUGUGUGCUGUGUAGGAUAUUCCAGAAAAGCGGCACGGGGCCUAAGAAUGGAGAGCAGUACGGUGCUCCUUAUCUUGAGGAGGAGUGGGAAGAGGAUAAGAUGACGUUUGUGCCAGAACAAGAUGCUCUCAGUGAAGGUUUGGCUGUUGAUGAUGAUGAUGUUUAUGUCGACAUUGAGGACAUCGACGAGAAGCCUGAGAAUCUAGUGGUUUAUGAUGCCAUUCCUGUUCAAACUAAUUAUUGUCAUGGAGAAUCGAGCAAUAAUGCUGAAUCAGGAAACUAUGAAGACUCUGGUAAUUACAUUCAACCAGGAAACUACGUUGUUGACUCAGGUGGUUACAUUGAACAACCAAUGGAAACUUUUGAAGAGGAUAAGAAGCCUAUCAUUCGGGAUUGUAGCAUCCAGCCUUGUUCUCUGUUUCCGGAUGAACAGAUUGGCUGUGGUGUGCAAGAUGAGCACGCUGAGAAUCUGGAAACGUCCAACAAUAAUGUGUUUGUGGCUGAGGCUGAUUCUGGCUUCAGUGACAUACCUAUUGAAGCCGACUAUCUGCCUGACGAGCAAUUCAUGGAUCCUAGCAACAAUCUUCCACUCUGUGAUGAUCUGUACCUGGAAACGAAAGAUCUCAGCGGUGGUCUACAAGAUGAUUUCAACUUUGAAGAUUAUCUCAACUUCUUUGACGAUGAGGAUGCUCAGAACUUGACUCUUGACGUUUCGCAUUUGUUGGGAUCUGGAGAUGCUCUUCCUAACCAAGAAGGCCUCGACCAGAACCCUGAGGAAUUGGAGAGGGAAGUCGCAGAAGGAAAAGAGGCUGUGGAGAAAAAGGAAAGUGGCGAAGGAUCUUCCUCUAAACAAGAUGCAGAUGUAACAGACUUCGAUUCAGAUUCAAAGUACCCUUUCCUCAAAAAGUCGAGCCACAUGUUUGGAGUUCCACCUGCCUUCGCUUCUCAGUUCCAAACAAAGGACGCUGCAAUCCGGCUACACGCAGCUCAAUCUUCAGGUUCAGUUCAUGUUACUGCAGGUAUGAUCAGAAUAUCAAACACGACUCCAGCAGCGGACAGCAGCGAUAUGGGCUGGGCAUAUGACAAGAACGGUAACCUCGACGUUGUCCUUUCUUUCGGCUUGGUCCAACGGGAUGAUACCAUGAGCAAGACAGGAGGAACUAGAGCAACAAGAGCUAUGCUAAUCUUCUUGUGUUUAUGGGUUCUCUUACUCUCUGUUAGCUUCAAGAUAGGAACCAUGGUCUCUGCUCGGUGAAAGCUGGAUCGUCUGAAGAAAAAGAACUUCGUUCGGUGUUUGUACCAUCUCUCCAGUUAUAUAGGCGUUACUCUGGCAGUGCUUUGCUGCCCCCCAAUAUUUUAUUUUUUCUUGUUAAGGAUUAUGUUGUAGCUCGAAUUCUCUUUACAAUUUCUAGCUUUGAGCUUAUAACAAACAUGUCUCUUUCCUUUAAUGACAGCAGUUUUCAUGUGAUC
Molecule: messenger RNA, 2097 nt
Organism: Raphanus sativus (radish)
Lineage: Eukaryota; Viridiplantae; Streptophyta; Magnoliopsida; Brassicales; Brassicaceae
Product: NAC domain-containing protein 78
Exons: 6
Coding region: 176-1882 (568 amino acids)
Biological process (GO): regulation of DNA-templated transcription
Molecular function (GO): DNA binding
Source: RefSeq, a predicted model, not a curated record